AUGUAUGGAAAGUGUGGCCUCGUUGAUAAGGCUAGGCUUGUGUUCGUGUUGUCCGGACCACACAAAGGAGUCAGAAGGGAUGUCGUGAUGUGGACUUCGUUGUUGAAUGCUUACAAUCGUAAUGGGAUGUUCAAGGAUGUGAUAAGAGUGUUUGAAGAUAUGUUGGUCGAGAAGACCAAGCCCGAUGAGGUUGUGUUCUUGGUGGUCCUCUCAGCUUGUGGGAAGUCGGGAAACGUAGCUAAAGGGUUAGAGUUGUUUGAGCUGAUGAGGAAGGGAUUUGCGUUGGUGCCAGGACCUGAGCACUAUGGCUGUGUUGUUGAUAUGCUAUGUAAGGCUGGGGAGUUGGACUCGGCAUGGAAAUUUGUUAGGAAGGAAGGUAAAGAUGGGAGUAGGUUUGGUGUUAGUGUGUGGGGUGCUAUCCUUAGUGCUUCUAGGAGUUGUGGCAAUGUAGAAGUGGGUAAGAUCGCGGCAUCAAAAGCUCUUGAUUUGGAACCGCAGAAUACGGGGAUAUACAUGGAGCUCUCGAAUCUCUAUGCUGGGCUUGGAAUGUGGGAAGAGAUUGUACAGCUAAGGGAGGUUAUGGAGGAGAGGGGAUUGAAGAAAGAUGUGGGGUUCAAGAUUGAUGAGAUACUUGAAAGGAACUAUAGGGAUGGACCUAUUCUAUACUGGAUAUCCGGCUAUAUCGAAGGCUAUUCAGAUGCGAGCUGGUGCUUAGAACCAGAUGAGUGCAAAUCUACUGGAGGAUUUAUCUUCACCAUGGGUGGAGCUGCUGUCUCGUGA
Messenger RNA from Asparagus officinalis (garden asparagus), 780 nucleotides. Its product is annotated as pentatricopeptide repeat-containing protein At3g14330-like. Gene Ontology annotation, biological process: RNA modification. The coding region runs from base 1 to 780 and encodes 259 amino acids. Gene Ontology annotation, molecular function: protein binding; RNA binding. The record is from RefSeq and is a predicted model, not a curated record. The transcript has 2 exons. Lineage: Eukaryota; Viridiplantae; Streptophyta; Magnoliopsida; Asparagales; Asparagaceae.